Molecule: messenger RNA, 357 nt
Organism: Danaus plexippus (monarch butterfly)
Lineage: Eukaryota; Metazoa; Arthropoda; Insecta; Lepidoptera; Nymphalidae
Product: dolichyl-diphosphooligosaccharide--protein glycosyltransferase subunit 4
Exons: 3
Coding region: 146-250 (34 amino acids)
Cellular component (GO): oligosaccharyltransferase complex
Source: RefSeq, a predicted model, not a curated record
UAAGGUAGAACUACAAAAAAAAAAAUACUGAGUCGUAAAAUUGACACUGACAUUAUUAUUGAAGUUCUGACGUGUUCCUUUGGAAGGUUCUAACAUAUUUUGUUAACUGUUUGGUACACAGGAUUGUGGGCCAUAAAACAUAAAAAUGAUAACAGACAUUCAACUGGCAGUGUUCUCAAAUAUUCUAGGAGUUUCAAUAUUCCUUUUAGUUAUCCUGUACCAUUAUAUCAAUGCCAACAGUUCCAAAUGAUUCUGAUGACGGUGCGCGGAGCCGGCGGCCACAUGAAUAAUGUUCAUAAUUAAUUAUUCCAAACACAAUUGUUAUAAGAUGUCUUUUAAUAAUAUGUAAUUAUAACA